ACAUCUUCGGCGGGUUGCUUAAGACCAUUCGGCUUUAGACUCUAUAUGCAUUGCUAAGAGUUCUGGUGUCAUCAACACUUUAUUGUAUCCCGCUAGUUGAAAUGCCUGACAGCAAUGUUGCUAACGGAGUCGUUUUGUCUAAUAAACCAGACAAGUUUAUUGACAAAAUUGGUCAGUUAGUUUGCAUCCAUCUAGCUUGUUUUAGAUCCUGAGGAUCCAGAGUAUCAGAAAAGUUUAAUGCGCCCUGCUUGUAUAAAAGAAGAUGUAAACUUGAUGAUUCAACGACAGCGUGUGUCCGGCAUACUGAAGUCGGAUGCAUUUCGACGAGAACUGGAAGAGGUUAUUCGUUCUCAGUGUCAAUCUGGUGACUAUCCUGGUAUGAACACUAGUCUUUUGUCCCUGCAACACAUAUCGGAUUUAUUCACCUCUGCCCCUUCUGGAAAACCUCUUGGUGGGGGUGGGUUUUCGAGAGGUCAUCGUAAUGGUGUUAUUCCGAUAAAUGACUUGCGUGGUGGUGACGCGACUGUUUAUUCUCGACGUGAACGUUCUCUCCGUUGCAAACUGGCCUCGGUAUAUCGCUUAAUAGAUCUAUUCGGAUGGAAUUCGAGUAUAUACAAUCAUGUGACUGUGUGUGUUAGUCGCAAUCAUGAGCACUAUUUGGUUAAUCCUUUCGGACUGCUUUAUCAUGAGAUUACUGCUUCGUCUCUCAUCAAGGUCGAUUCCAAAGGCCAGAUACUUGAUCCAGGAUCUACCAUUUUAGGUGUAAAUCAAGUAACCUGGGCCUUACAUUCGGCUGUUCAUUCUGCUCGAGCUGAUAUCCGAUGCAUUAUACACUUGGAUACCCCUUCCACUGUUGCUAUAUCUUGUAUGAAAUCGGGUUUGUUGCCUCUUUGUAAUGAAGCAAUGAUUUUGGGCGAAGUGGCUUAUUAUACUCCUAGCGGUGGAUUAAGCUGUAGAACCAACGCUGACGCUAACGGAGAUUUUGGUGAUAUCAAAGAUUGGGCAGCUGAAUGUGCAACAGUCAGUGAAGCUUUAGGUCCAACUGCUCGUAUAUUGUUUCUACGAAGUCUUGGAUUACUUGCCUUAGGUGAAACGAUCGAGGAGGCAUGGCAUUAUGCAACUAAUGCAAUAGUUGCAUGUGAUACUCAGCUCUUAUUGGCCUCAGUCAGUGCUGAAAAUCUCAUUCUCCCUACAGACAAACUAAAGCAAAAAACUUAUGAAACGUGGCGUACGGCUGGAUUAGGCGGUCUUAGUGGUCCAGAAGCUGCACUAGCUAUAAGACUAUCUUCGCCUAAUAAAUCUGGUACUAGUGAAACAGGACAACAUUCAGUAACAAAUGGUUUCAUCCCAGAUGGUUCGAAUGUGGAAAGUAAUUUGGCCAGACCAUGGCGUUUAGGUGAACUUGAAUUCGAAGCUAUGAUGCGUCAUUUAGAUAACGCCGGUUGCCGUACAGGUCAUCUUUAUCGGCAGGAGGCUAUGGCGAGCCCACAUCGAUCACGAAAAAGUAAGAUAGUAAAUGGACACGGUGGAGCUGGUUGUCAGGACGACGAUAUACAAGUUCCACCUUCUGCUUCGUCUGUAACUGCUACAAUGGCUUAUUAUUAUGAUGAUGGAGUUCUUUCAGGUGAUGAAACGGAAACACCUAGACCAUCAACUCUUAGGCGCGAGUUUUCGGAGAAACAAUGGUUUAACACACCAAACAAAUACACUAAAGAAGUAAUUGAACCUGCUCCAGGCCAUCAACCAGUUCCACAUUGGGUUUGUGAACGUGAAGCAGCUGUUCAUAAUGCUGUUUGUAAUGGUGCUCUACCUCCUCCGGCACCAUUUCAUCCUUUAACUCAUGGAGCAGUACCACUUGGUUCAACUGGUGGACCGGCAACUGGGACUUCGUCAGUCAUGUCACCCUACAAUGUAUUUGCUCCUCAAGGUUCUAAUCCAAAAGAAUAUCGAGAACAGCAAAAGAAAGUCAAGGCGAAGUAUUACCAUGACACAAAUACUGCUGGACCUCAAUCUCGACUGUUGGAUGGUCUCACAUGGGAUGAAGCUCGACGAGUUCGUGACGAAGGUUUGGUCAAAGUAUUAGGUCCAAGAGCUGCUGCUUUAGUGGCAGGUGGUGUUACUAGCGAAAUGCCUGUAGCUGCGGCUAGUAAAGCAAUUAUCCAACGUGAUAUACGAAAUGCAGCAGUGAUAUAUGACGGUCUUUAUUCUCAUCAAAAUCCAUUCGAAAAAAUUACCGAUGAAGAAUUAGAGAUGUAUCGACGUGAAAUUGAACUUAAAAAUAAUCCUGAUUUAGUUGCCGAGAUGGAUCACCUUACCGGACAAAAUGCAUCUUUCGAAGCUCCAAGUUCUACUGCACAUCUUAUAGAUUCGUUAGCUGUCGAUAGCGGUGCUACGGAUCUGGAAAGUGCCAGCGAACUUGGUCCAACUAUUCAUUCAUUAUCUGAAUUAUCACCGUCUGUACAUAAUGCAAGAGUUGGAGAAAUUCGUCAUUCAGAGACGUACCCGAUCGACAGUCCGGUUACUGGUUGGUUAAAAAAUCGAUACAAUAAUUUGUUGUUUUUUCAAUUUAGUGCUUUGCCAUUUUCGUAUAUGUUACUAAUAUCACUGUUAUUGUUAUUGUAAAUAUUGUUGGUUAUUGAAAUCCCUUUACUUAAUUUUCACACUGGAUAUCACCUAUCUCCAUUUUUGUUACAGGUCGCUUAGCACCACCACCUACGACAGGGACACUGACAUCAGAACCGAGUGGAACUGAAGAUAUGAGUGAAAAUGAUGGUAAACAUAAAAAGAAAAAACGACGUUUCAAACUCCCUUCAUUCUCUUUAAAACCUAAAGACAAAUCAAAGAGUAAAUGAUAAGCUGUAUCGUUUGAGUAUGAAUAACUACCAGCUCAUUUGCAUUACGGUCCACAGUUUCGCAUCAUAUCGUCGUCAACCCUAGAAGAUAUAGAUAAAUAUAAUUAGUAAUUUCGCUUACAUUCUGCACACACAUCUGAGAAAUCAUUCCUCUAUUGUUUCUAAAAACUUAACAGAACAUCUUUAAAGUGUGAUGCAAGUGUGGCUGUGCCUUAAACUUCCGAAUGAUUAUGCAAAUCCUUCAACCUUAAAGGGAUGAUGACUAGGGGACUAUUUUGAUUUUAAAAGAUGUGUGUAAUAACUAUUGUUAACUUGUAAUUACAAGCACGCAAUAGUUGGGUUUAUUUAGUUUAUUAUGAUUAUCUUUCUCUUUCCGAUUGCGUUUCUCCUUUAUUUUUCUUCACAUCUUCCCUACAUCACAUGGAAGUUUCACAAGGUAGUAGAAUAGACGAUGAAAAGCAGUGCUUUUGUAUUGGUUCUUUUUCUGAAUUUGUUUGUUCGUUGAUACUAUUAUUAUUUCGGCUAAUUAAUAUGCUUCGCUUUCCCUUGAGAAAAUUACACAAUGUUUUGUUUAGGAUAUUCGAUUUUGGAAGUAAUGUAUUACUAGAAGAUCACUUCCCUUUCCUCCUGCUGUUCUGAUUUAUUCCCACUUCCUGCUUACUAAAAUUCUAUUAAUUUUUAAAAUUAUAUGUAAAGUAUUAUUCUCUUAAUUUUUGAUUAUAUUUAAUGUUGUCACCAUACACUUCCUGUUUCUCAUAUUUUCUUAAUUCCUGCACUGUACUACUCCGUUCAUAUUUUCAUAUACAUAUAUCUGUCAGUGAGUCGGUAAUUACAGUUACUUGUUUUUUCACUUCAUAUGAAUCAAACGAAAAUCUUAAAUGUUUUUAUAGCCUUUGUGUUUCGGUGUUUACAUUUGGGGACUCAACUGUUUAUGUUCCUAAAAAUUGACUUAUAUGCUUCCUACUAGCCAUCAAUGUCUUUUGCCUUACGUUAUUCAAUAUUGUUUUCUUUCCGCGUCAUUUUGUUUUACCUGUAUAGUUGUUAAUUAUUGUCAAGUUCACAUGUUUUUACCCUUGCCACUUAGUUCGUUACACAUAAUUUUAUGCUUCUUAAGUAAAUGUUCCAUUUAAUAAAUCAUAUUACAUAAAUAAGCUUUUGAAUAAUCAUCCCUUUCUUAUCUGCUCUUAUGCUUAACCUGAAAUCCUGAUUUUCACUUCUUUAUUUUUCGUUUUAAUUUUACGCCAAAUUAUUUUGCGGUUCUUUAACCCUUUAAACCUGAGACCAUGAAAUUGUCCCACUAAUAUACAUAUAUUUGAUGAGUAAUAAGGUUUUCUGUUUUUACCAUCUUCCUAAAUAUCGGUCAGUAGUAGGUGUUGGUCACUUUCAUUACUUACAUUAGUUUUUUUCUCCCAUAGCUUUCUAGUCAGUCACUCGAUAAUUACAAGUUGUAGUAAAUACUAUUUCAUUCGUCUAAGUUAGUUUUUAGUUAUAUUCAUUUCUAUUUGCUGUAGAAUUCUCCACGAAACCCUCGUUUUACUGUUGUUUUCUUUUUAACACGUAGCCCAUGAAUAAGUGUCAACUUUUACACCUACUAACAGUUUUUGACAAUUCCUGCUUUUUUAGUUCCACUCUUAUUUCGCACACUUGUUGAUAAGUAUUGAAGUGGAGAGGAACUUGGUUAAUUCUAAAGUUCUGCACUUAUUCUGUCAUGCAGCUAUUACUUAUCGUUCACGUUGAGAUAUUUUUUUCAGUAAUCAGAUAGUUUUUGUAGCAACUACUAACAUAGAAAAUCUGGUCGCUGGUUUUAGUACACAGACUUCUUGAAAUCUGUUAUUGACAAUUUGCAUUGGAGAGAUUUGUUGCUAAGUGAACGGAAUAUACCCAUUUAAACAAAAUUGAUUCAGCGAAGAGUUCUCUUUUCGUCGAAUUCAUUUUCAAUGUUGUGCGAUCGCAAAUAUAUACUUAAUUUUCGAAAUGAUAAUAAUUACAGCGAUAGUGAUAACAGAAUCCUGCUAAACACGGUAACAGUAAGGUAGAAUAAAUAAAGACAUAAAAAUGUUAUUUUUACUAAAGAAGCUAAUUAUAAUUUUGUUACUGAGGGGUUUAAUGUUCAUCAUGAAGAUAGAUUAGUAAAUUAAAAUUAGUUAGGGAAGUCUCAGCGUUCUACGAUGAAAGAUUGUUAUCAUGUUUAGCGGAAUUUUAUUAUCACCAUUAUUGUAAUUAUUAUCAUUCGUAAAUACCGUAGUUUAUCCGCUGAGAGUCCAUAAUAGCUUCUAUCCUCGGUCAUAGUAAAUAAACUCUAAGUAUGUGUACAUCUUUUUUCUAGAAACUCGACCAUCUAUAU
This is a messenger RNA of Schistosoma rodhaini, 5196 nucleotides long. NCBI's taxonomy places the organism in Eukaryota, Metazoa, Platyhelminthes, Trematoda, Strigeidida, Schistosomatidae. The record is from the annotation of a GenBank genome assembly.